CGCGGCAUGGCGGCUCACUGCUCUCUGCAGGCCAAGCGCCUGCUCCUGGACCCCAAGUUCGAGGGUUACAAGCUGUCCCUAGAGCCGCUGGCCUGCUACCAGCUGGAGCUCGACGCGGGAACUGAGUUCAGGAAUCCUUGUCUCAAAUGACCUGAGAUUUGGAGUUCUGCCUGUGUGGCAUCCCAAAUUUCAUGGCAGUAAGAUGAGCAUGACCAUCAAGAAAACUUGAACCUGGAAGGCUGUAGAAAGGAAGGAAUGAACUUCAUCCUAGUGUAAAAUCUCCUAUAAACUAUUUGAGCACAUGCUGUAGCAGAAGUGAAGCUUCGUGAUGAUCAGUAUACCCUUGACCACGUGCGUGCUUUUGGCAUGUAUAAUUAUCUACAUCUUGAUUCCUGGUACCAGGAUAGUGUCUACUAUGUUGAUCAGUUUGGAAGGAUUAUGAAUCUGUCAGUGACUCUGGACACUGCUCUACAAAAACCAAGAGAAGUUUUCCGGCUGCCUACAGAUUUGACAGCUUAUGAUAAUCGCCUUUGUGCCUCAAUACACUUCUCAUCUUCCACAUGGGUUACCCUUUCUGAUGGUACAGGAAGACUGUAUUUAAUUAAAUCAGGCAAGCGUGGAAACAGUACAUCUGAAAAGUGGGAGAUUGUGUUUAAUGAAGAACUAGGAAAUCCAUUUACUAUCACACACAGUGUUUCAUUUGUAAAAUCUGAUACUCAUUCAGUAGCUGUGCUGCUGCUUAGGGUAGAAAAAGAUGAAUUGGACACAAAAGGAAGUGGAUUUCAUAUUACCUUGGAAUGGGUUACAAUUGCAGAGAUAAGCAAAGAGGGUGAUCACAGAUAUGAAAUCUUGAAAAGGAGAGUUUUGCAAGGAAAAUCAGUCCCCCAUUAUGCAGCAAUAGAGCCAAGUGGGGAUGGUUUAAUGAUUGUUUCCUACAAACCAUUCAAAUUUAUGCAAGGUGAAGACAACAAAUCAGAAGAAAAUGAUGAUGCAGAAGCAACAAAGGAAAAGAAAGUUGCAGACCCUCUCUAUUACUGGCAGCAGACUGAAGAUGAUGUUACAAUAACAGUGCACAUUCCUGAAGACAUCAGUAAGGAUGACAUAAAAGUACGCUUUUCCCCAGAUAACAUAUGUGUUAUACUGAAAGAUCAGCCUCCCCUGAUGGAAGGAAAACUGUAUUCAUCUGUGGACCACGAAAGCUGCACAUGGAUAAUUAGAGAGAACAAAAGUUUGGAAAUUUCUCUAAUUAAGAAAAAUGAGGGACCCCGGUGGCCAGGGCUAAUAGUUGGUGACACAAGAGGGGAAUUCAUUAUGGACUCUUCACAAUGCUCUGAAAUAUCUGAAAGCCUGAUGCAUCUUACCUCUGAAGUAAUGAAUCCAAACCCUGAGAAGGAAAACCCACCUUGUAAUGCUCAAGAAUUAGAAGAAUGUGAUGCUUUUCUUGAAGAUAGUGCAAGCUUGUGCAGAUUUGAUGGUGAUACCUUGAAAAUCACUCAUGUAAUUAAUCUUGGAAGCAACCAGUAUCUUUUCUCAGUUGUUGCGGAUCCUAAAGAAAUGCCAUGCUUCUGCCUGAGGCAUGAUGUUGAUGCUCUUCUCUGGCAGCCCCACUCUGACCAACCAGAGAACAUGUGGGAGCACAUUGCAACUUUUAAUGCUUUAGGUUACGUCCAAGCAUCAAAGCAAGACAAGAAGUUCAUGGCUUGUGCUCCAGAUUAUUCCUACGCUGCUCUCUGUGAGUGCUUACGACGAGUUUUCAUCUAUCGCCAGCCAACUCCUCUGGCCACAGUUCUGUACAACAGGAAGGAAGGAAGACAAGUUGGACAGGUUGCUAAGCAGCUAGUAACAACCCUGGAAGCUAAUGAUCCUAUCUUAGGCUUUCAAGCUACAAGUGAGAGAUUAUUUGUUCUCACAACAAAAACCUUGUUUUUAAUAAAGGUGAACUCUGGAAAAUAAUUAUUCAGU
Molecule: messenger RNA, 1962 nt
Organism: Pezoporus flaviventris
Lineage: Eukaryota; Metazoa; Chordata; Aves; Psittaciformes; Psittacidae
Gene: NUDCD1
Product: NudC domain containing 1
Exons: 12
Coding region: 367-1953 (528 amino acids)
Source: RefSeq, a predicted model, not a curated record